Molecule: messenger RNA, 5485 nt
Organism: Cinara cedri
Lineage: Eukaryota; Metazoa; Arthropoda; Insecta; Hemiptera; Aphididae
Source: the annotation of a GenBank genome assembly
UGUGUAUCUUACAUAAAAAAAGAUUAUGUAUUUGUGUCUCGUGUGACAAUGUGUGAAUUGUUAAUUGAAGUUAUUAAUGAUUAUUAAACAGUUGAGAUUUUAAUGUCUGAAAUUGUAAAUUAUGAGAUGUUUACUGAUACACAAUUAUGACAAUAUUUGAAGACUACCGUACAAAACUGUUUACGACAACAUAACAUAACUGCGUGAUAGUUGAUGCAUCGUUUGUAAUUUUAAUUUGUAUAGAAGUAGGUAUUAAAUUUAGUUUUGUUACAAAAUGACAGUUUAUAUUUUAUUGUUUAGGAUACCUUUUUUAAAAAACAAUUAUUUUAUAUUAUAACUAACAAUAGCGAGGAUGAAGUAAAAUAUUGAAUUACUAAAUAAUAUAUAAUAUGUGAUGUAACUAGAUUAAAUAUGUUGUGGAUUAAAUAUUUAAUAGAUGAUCUUAGCGGUUUAUAGUUGGAAAAGUAAGAUUAAGAUGGUGUGAAUAUGUUGAGAGAUGGAGACAUAAUGAGAUAUUAAGAAGUUAUGCUAGUUUAGUGCAGAUGGAAACUAGGAAAAAGGCAGGCCAAAGAAAAAGUAGAAAGAAGGCGUAUUAAAUUAAUGAAAUAAUGUUUGAUAAAAAGAUGCAGAAGGUGAAUGAAUAAAAGUAAGAAAAUUGUGUGGGAAAUGGACAAAUGAAAAGAAUAUAAAACUUAAAUAUGAAUUUUUUCUUUAAACAUAAUUACCUACUCAUUUAUGCAUUGUUUAAUCAUAAUAACUUUAAAUAAUUUUAAUGUUGUGUGAUACUCUGUAGUCUCAUCCAUCAUAAAAUAUGGCUUAUGGAAACCAAUGGAUGAAUCCUACUCAUUAUAAAAAUAUGACUAAUGAACAAGGUACAUUUUUAAACAAUAAUAUGUUUUAAAAAGUCUAUAAUAUAAAUAACUCUUUAAAACAAAUUUAUAUUUUCUAGUUGACUGGGCAAGUUUGGCUCAACAAUGGAUCAAAAUGAAAGAAACUACGCCUGUUAUACCCCUUGCAUCACAUGGGAGGACUGCUACAAAUGAAACUAAUUUAAUUGGAACUUGUCAGCUUACAAUAGAUUCUCAAAAUUCUUCACAUUUGUCAGCACAGAAUAAAACUCUUGCUGAUCAUAGUGUUGCUAGUUCUAUUUCAGGUCAGUUAUCGACUAAUUAGUUGGUAAAGAUGAUUUUAACUAUUAAACAUCCAAAAUAUUUCUUCUUAUAGGUAAUGCAGUUGAAAAACCAAGUGCCUGGAAUACAUGGACUUGGCAGCAACAACAACAAUGGAAUUGGAAUUGGGCAUCUUCAUCAGCUCCGCCCAUCAAAACAACUACUAUGGAUCCAGUUAAUCCAAUUAGACCUCCUUAUGUAACUCCUCCUUUAUUAACUGAACCACCUCCAUCUUUUCCAAUGAUUUCAUCAAACAAACAAUUUCCAUCAAAUGUAAGUUUAUAAUUUUUUAAUAUAUAUUUAUAUCAAAAUAAAGUAGAUUAUAAAUUAUUUUAUUUUUAGAAUUAUUGGGCAGGACCCAAUACUAGAAUACCUCCGCCAAUUGAAUCAGACCAAUGGAGUAAGCCUAAUAUGCUUCCUAAUGUGGAUGAUAGAGUUCAAGAUCCAUCAUUUAUUGGUUAUUAUUAUUAUAUAUUUUUAUUAUCAUAUUUAUCUAUAUUAUGUAAAAACAAAAAAAAAAAUAUUUAAUUAAUUUGAUUGAAUUAACAUUUUGGCUUAUAUUUUAAGAUGCAACUAAACGAAAACAGUUACCUGCUUGGAUUCGAGAAGGACUUGAAAAAAUGGAGAAAAAAAAACGGCAAAAAAUGGAACUUGAUAAUUCUUUUGAAAAACAUGAUUAUUCUAGUUUAGAUAAUGAAAUAGUAUCUCAGGAAUUGUGCAAUGUAUUUUAAAAUUAUUUUUUAAUUUGUUCUGUUAAACUAACUUAAAAUAACUUUUUCAUUGUAGUCACCUAAUAGUUUUGAUCAUGAAACUCAGAUGGUUGAUGAUGAAAUUGAACAUAGUAACUCUCCUGAAUAUAUAAAUGACGCUGAACUAAACAAAUCAGAGCUUAUGAAGAAUGACCCCACUCUUCUCAUUCCACGUAAGACUAAAGCUCAAAUCUGGGAUGAUACGGUAAUACAGUUUAUAAAAUUUAUUUACAAAGAAAUUAUGUUUAUAAACUAAUAAUAAUAUUUUUUAUAUUUGUAUGUUUAAAUAUUUUAUUUUUGUAUAAAAAUGAAAAUAUUUCAGAUGUUAAAUCUUCGACAUACUCUAACAAAAUUACUAAUGGAAGUUACUAAUGAUAUGAUGUUGAGUGUUACAAAAGAAGUGCUUAAAACAACUAAUUUGCAAGCAGGUAAUAUUUGUUAAUUAUUAUUCAUACUAUCAUAAACAAGUUGGAGAGUAAGUAUUAAAAUGAUUAAAUAUAUAAAAAAAAAAAGUUAAAAAUGUUUCAUUUUAUAUUUAUGAUUUUUUUUAAAUUUAAAAUUAUUAUCAUUGUUAUAAUAUGCCAUGUAACAGAUAAACAAGGAAAUCAAAGCAAAACAUCGUUAGCUGGUAAGCUGGGUAAGUUAUUUUAAUUGUUUAUAACAAUUUUUUGCGCGCAUUUUGUUAGUAAAAUUUGAGCAAAACUAUUAUUAUUGUUAAAUUAUAAACAUGAUAUUCAUACAAAAAUCAAAUCAAUAAAUAAGUUUUAGUUUAUAUUGUAGCAUUUAUAUUAUUUUGUACCAAUAUGAUAUUUAUAAUUAUCUUCAAAAAAAAUUGUUUGGAUAACAAAUUUAUAAGUUAUUUUAACUAGAAGUAUCAAUAGAACAUGUUUUUUAUUGCACCCGUAUUACGGGUACAUGGAUAUUUAUUUUGAAUACUGACGUGUAGGUAUUCGUGAAAUUACUUGAAUUUCGGACUACACAGUCUAGUAAAUUUUCAAUUUCACCUAUACAUAUGUAUUUAUGUAUUAAGCAUACUUAAUUUAAACUAUACAAAUUGAUAUUUAUAUUUUUUAAAGGUCUAAGUGCAUAUGGUUCAGCUUCUGAGACGUCGGAUGAAGAUGAUGAAGAACAAUUAUCUGGUCAUAAACAAUUUUUGAGUCAAAAUUCUGAUGAAGCUAUUAAAGUAAAUACAAUUAUUUUUUAUACCUAAUAAAUAUAAAUUUGAAAUUGUAUUUUAUUACAUAUAUAGCAAAGAUUAUUGAAACGUCAACAAGAAUUUAUUAAUACUGAAGCAAAGAUACUAAUGGAAUUAGAUCAACUUGAGGAUCGGGAGAAACAUGUGAGGUCUACAUUUGAUAACAGUGUCAGAUUUAGUGGAGAUACUAAUGAUAGUAGACAGGUAGUGGAAAACAUUAAUUCAAAAGGUAAAAAUAUGUUUCAUUUGGUUUAUAAAAAAAAAAAAAAAAAAUAUAUAUUGAACAAGUUUGUAGUUUAGAAUUCUAUAUUUCAAUUAUAAAUAGUUAAAAUAAACUUAAUUAUGUACUUUUUUAUUUUAUUAAAAACCGUUCAAUACUAUUUUAUUAUAUAUAUCACUGUUUAAUAAUAUUCAAUAAAUGAAUUAUUUAAAAGCUUGUAUGUGAACUUUAAAAAAUUAUCGAAUAUAUAUUAUAGAUAGAACUGGUUCCAUUGUAUGAAAUUAAUAUGAACUAUAAUAUACACAAUAAAAUUAGUAGUGUAGAAGCUGUGAAUUUGAUAUUUUUAUUUCUAAAUAAGGUCUUUGUUUGGCAAUCUUGACUAAAGUAUUCUAUAUUUAAAAAUCUUUUAAUGACAAUAAUUAGAGCAUAACAUAUCAAAAUUGGAUAAAAUGUAUACAAAUGGAAACAUUUAGCUACUUUAAAUGAAUUUAUUAUCUACUUUCUGAGUAUUAAUAAUUUAAUAAAAUAUAUUGAUAAUGGUCACACGAGAAAAGAAGUAAAUGAAUACCUUAUUAUGAAAAAAUCUGAAUAAUAUAGACAAAUUUAUUUAUAAUACAUAAAAACAAUACUCCUAAAGGGUCAUUAAUGGGAUCUAGAUUAUAAACAUUGUAGAACCAAACAUUUUAUUAUUUGUUAAAAAUUAUACUAAAGUUUUGUAUUAUUUACAAUGUACAAUGUAAAUUACCUAUAAAUGUGUACAAAAGAAAAUACAAUUCUUGUUUAUUUGUUUAUUAUUAUUUUUUCCACUUCAAUGAACUAUUGUGUAAUAGGCUAGUUUUAAUUACCUGCUAAUUUUAUGUUAACUUAGGUUUUACUGUAUAUGUUUACAGUAGAAUAUUCACUAAUCAAAUUGCAGUCUCUUGAAAAAUAAUUAUUAAAAAUUAAAAACUUUAUAAUUAAAUAGUAAUCAUAAUCAUUAAUUUCAGGCAGGAGUGAAGAUGAAGAAUCUAGUCAAAAACUUGAAAAGGGAUAUGAUAAAAGUAAAAGAGAUUUAUCUAAUGAGUCUAGUAACAAAAAUGGCCAAAAAAAAAAGAAAUCUAAAUCAAAGAGAUCAUCAAGUUCUAGUACAUCUAGCAGUAGUAGUGAAAGUAGAAAAAGUGAUGACUCUGAUUGUAAAUACAGAUAUAAAAAAAAUGAAAAAAUGAAAUCAAAACUGUCGAACAAAAAAAGUAAAACAGAUAGUGUCAAAAGAAAACGAAGAUCGCGUUCUAAAAAUAGAAGUAGAUCACAUUCAAGAUCAAAACAUAGUAGGUCACGUUCAAGACAUAGAAGUAAUUCACGUUCAAGACACUAUAAUAGAAGAUCUCCACAUAGUUAUAGAUCGAGACGUAGUCGAUCACCAAUAUCGCGUUAUGGAAGUUCUAGAAAGUAUAAGAGCAAACGUACUAGUUCAUCUAGUUCAAAUGAAUCAAAGAGAAGUACUAAACACCGGUACAGACGAUAAUAUUUUGGUCAAAAAUUAAUUUUAAGUGAUUUAAACUGAAGUUUUCUUUUAAGUCAUUCAUUACAUUAAUCGAAAUUUAGAAUUAUUCCUUUAAAUAUUACCUAUAGCUUAUUAAUAAAUGAAAAAGUUCAACUUAAACCAAAACAAAAGUAGUACAUUUUUAAUUAUUUUAUCAAUUUUAAAAUUGUUUUAAAUUUUACUAAUCUCAAUUAUUGAAAAUGCUCUUCUAUUUUAUACAUGUAUUUUAUCUGUAAUAACAACAGUACAAAUCUGUAAUUUAUUUUUAACAUUCUUAAUAACUUAAUCACAUUUUUUAUUGAAUACAUAUUAUCAUUUGGCCAUAUAACUUGCUUCAAAUUCAAGAAAAUGUUUUCAAUACAAUAUUAAUCAUCAAUUUUGCAGUUAUAUUAUUUAGAUAAAAUUCUAGUAGACAAAUUUUCUUAUAUUAUCAAUUAUCGCUGUAUUAUACCAUUAUAAAUAAUGUUUUAGUUAGGUAAGCAUUUUUAAAUUGUAAUGAAUCAGCAUUAGUAAAAGAUUAUUUUUGGAGAGCAUAAUUUAUUAUAAUUAAACACCAUGCUUAUUUGUAUAAUAAUUUUUUUUUUGACUAAUUUAUUUUUGAUCAACCUUUAAAUUGUUUUGUAGGUAGGU